AUGGCUAAACCAGGAUCGGGAGUGCCAGCUAAAAUUAGAGAAAGUACAAGGUUUUAUCCUUAUUUCAAGGAUUGCAUUGGAGCUAUUGAUGGCACACAUAUUCCAGCAAUAGUGAGGGGACGCAAUGUCAGCAACUAUCGUAAUCGACAUGGAAAUAUAUCCCAAAAUGUAGUAGCAGCUUGCAAUUUUGAUUUGGAAUUCAUGUAUGUCCUUAGCGGAUGGGAGGGUUCGGCUCAUGAUUCAAAAGUGUUAAGUGAUGCUCUAUCAAGGAGGAAUGGUCUUAAAGUUCCUCAAGGUAAAUAUUUCUUAGUGGAUUGUGGAUUCGCCAACCGACGCCAAUUUUUAGCUCCGUUUCGAGGUGUGCGAUAUCAUCUCCAAGAUUUUGCAGGUCAUGGUCGUGACCCUGAAAAUGAAAAUGAGUUGUUCAACCUUCGCCAUGCGUCCUUAAGGAAUGUGAUCGAGAGGAUAUUUGGUAUUUUUAAAUCGCGAUUCACAAUUUUUAAGUCAGAUCCUCUAUUUUUAUUUAAAACACAAGCAGAGCUAGUGUUGGCAUGUGCAGCAUUACAUAACUUUCUUCGUAAGGAGUGUCGUUCCGAUGAAUUUCCUAUUGAGCCAACUGAUGCAUCUUCAUCAUAUUCAUCCUCACCAAUACCAGUUGACGAAGAGGACAAUUUGGAACAGAUUUAUCAAACCCAAGAGCAACAAAGAGAGGAUGCUAACACAUGGAGAGCUAGCAUAGCUUCAGCUAUGUGGAGAGAUGCUAUCUAG
Messenger RNA from Prunus avium (sweet cherry), 768 nucleotides. The record is from RefSeq and is a predicted model, not a curated record. Lineage: Eukaryota; Viridiplantae; Streptophyta; Magnoliopsida; Rosales; Rosaceae.